AAAUAAUAGUUUUCAGCCCAAGUUAAUGACAUUGGAUAAUUUCCCACUGCCACCUAGUGGUCUGUCACGACCCACCAGUGUGCCAGGGCACAGGGGUUGAGAAUCACUGAUGUAGAGAAAUACUUAUAACUUUUUUGACUGUCCCUCAUACAGAAGGGCACUCUUAUUUCCAAAAUCACAAAGGAGUGAGACUAAAACCUUGUGGAGACUUUUUUUAAAAAAACUUUUUACAUGUGUUUUAAUGUAGAACAAACAUUUCCUGUCUGUAAAAGGUGAGGCAGCUGUUACUGGCUGUGACCUUUAGUCCUUCCUCAUUCCUGCGCAGUUUUAUAGAGAAAGUAGUGACACAUUUAUUGUAAUAAAUAUUGUUGGUGACAGUGACUUCUGCUUAAAUCAAAUAUCCAUUUGUUUAGCUACAGUAUAUGUUGUUUUUUUUUGUUUGGUUUUGUUCCUUAGCUGAAAGCUAGGUGGGAAAGUAAGAUGGUCUUAGACAGAUAUCAACAAUUAACUCUGGUGUCAGUGGACGAGCUACACAACCCAUUCAACAGAACCAUGUGACACAAUACAGAUUACAGAGGAACUUUGGCCAGGUAUAUCUAAUGACACAGUGAGUGGAGGAGUGUCAGGAGAUUUCUGCCUCAGAGCAGCGUGGUGAGCCUGUCAGUGGACAACCUCAAGUUUGGACUAAGAUGGAUGGUCAGCUCAUCUCCACAGGAACGGACAUACAAACUCAGCAAUGCGCGACGCCUGACAGCGCCAUAUGCCGCAUCUGUUAUGACAGUGACGUCCAGGAGGAACUGCUGACCCCCUGUCAGUGUUCAGGCAGUUUGGCCACCGUUCAUCGCAGCUGUCUGGAGCACUGGCUCUCCUCUUCAGGAACAACCUUCUGUGAGCUCUGCCACCAACAUUUCAUUGUACAGAAGAAGUCCAGGAUGCAAAUGGAGUGGAUGGAGAGGCCGGAAGUUCGUCGAGGAAAGCCGAGUCUGUUUGGGGACAUGGUGUGUUUCCUGUUCAUCACGCUCCUGGCCACAGCCUCUGUCUGGCUGUGCCUCCGUGGAGCCAUGGAUUACCUUUACAUGACCAGCAGACUAGAAGCAUUGGGCCUCAUCGCACUGACUGUGGCCCUCUUCACCAUCUACCUUUUCUGGACUCUGGUGUCUCUUCGUCAUCGCUGUCGGAUGUACAACGAGUGGAGACAGUCCAAACAGACAGUCAUCAUCUUGGCCAGGUUACACAACGAACAGUCAGCCAUAGGUCCCUCACAGGGCCCACCACAUGGGAAGCAACCGCUCCUCGGUUCCCCUGUCUGAACACGGAUCAGUUCAAAACUGUCUCUUUACAGAACGUCCUACUUUCAAACACUUAGGACACUUACGACAUGCUGAUGUCUAACCAGCAACUUAUUCUAAGGAUGUUUGUGGAUGAACACAAACACACUGUCAACUGAUGAAGAGCCCGACCCUGAUUGAAGAGACUGGAGUUGAGCAACUGUUGGAUCAGUCACGGAGCUUCUACAUCAUCUAAAACUGAGAAUAUCAAUACAAUUCAAUGUUGUGUGAAACAUAAAGAAAACAGAAAUAAGCCAAUUCAUUUUUUCAGUUAAAGUUACUGUUCCUAGAACGAUUUGCUUAUACUUCAUAU
Messenger RNA from Cynoglossus semilaevis (tongue sole), 1641 nucleotides. RefSeq names its product E3 ubiquitin-protein ligase MARCH3-like. Gene Ontology annotation, molecular function: zinc ion binding; ubiquitin-protein transferase activity. The transcript is spliced from 5 exons. The record is from RefSeq and is a predicted model, not a curated record. Bases 690 to 1310 code for a protein of 206 amino acids. NCBI's taxonomy places the organism in Eukaryota, Metazoa, Chordata, Actinopteri, Pleuronectiformes, Cynoglossidae. Gene Ontology annotation, biological process: protein ubiquitination.